GUUACACAGUGGAAAUUAUAGUGUUAUAGCCCAACUAUUAAAGAGUUCAAAUUAACUCUGUUUCAGAUAACAUUUGGUCCCAUUUAAGCAGCAUGUAGGCAUACUCUGUUCAACAAAAUUAGGUGCAGUCUUCCUAGAGUAUCUGUGGUGUAGGCUAUUGUAGGCUAUUGAUUGUUCUACUAACUGCCAACUGUAGGUAUAGCAGGCUAGUAGUGUAACAACAUUGAAAACUUUUAUUUUGACAAUAAAUCAGAUUGGCGGAUAUUGAAUAGACAUUCCACUGUCGCGCGCUUCACAGUGUAUACUCCACUGUUUACAAAACUCAACUACUAGAGUCUGGUCGGAGCAGAGGGGAAAAAAUCAAGAAAUGUCAGAACAUGACGUUUUUCGUCAAGAGUUAGCUGCAGUGAUACGCGUGUUUGUUGAAACAGCUAUUGCAGAAAUAAGCAAGUUAAUUGACGGAGGCGUCACUUUGACUUCUUAUGAGGCGCUUUGUAGAGAAUCCAGAAAUGAUACAGGUCAUUCGACUGAUUCGGAGCUGGGCAAGGGGAAACGCACAACGGUCCUGUGCUCAGUGUUCGAGAGGCUGUCAGAAGAUGUCACAGACAAAAUCUUGCUACUGGUGCAGAAGAUGGCAAAGACAAAGUCUGCUGAAACUAAACUUGGAGAUGCAUCCCUGGGUUGUCAGGAAGCAGAUGACAGAGUGACUGAAAAGGUCUGCUUCUCUGACUCUGUUGGCCCUCAGAUGAAAGAUGCUGUCAGGGAAGCAGCAACAACAGAGGGUUCUACCACCACCACCACUACAGUGACCGAGACUGCCCCUUCGGAGAUCCUCAGAAGGAGCCACAGGAGGCCGAGAGGGGUCCGCAGAGGAGCCCAGAAGCCUGAAAACACAGAACCAGCACCAGGCCUCGCCGGCAGAGGAGCCCAGAUGCCUGAUGGCACAGAACCAGCACCUGGCCUCACCUGUGGCCGCUGUGGGAAGGUGUUCAGCAAGCAGAGCAACCUGAAGGCUCACCAGGUGGUCCACACAGGUGAGAAGGCGUUCAGGUGUAGGCAGUGCGGUCGACGCUUCACGGCCAGGUGCAGCCUGAACGUCCACCUGCUGACCGUCCACAAGGGGGAGCGACGCUACAGCUGCACCUACUGCGGCAAGGUGUUCGGCACGCAGUCGCACCUGAGGGGCCACCAGGUAGCGCUGCUGGGCAGGGAGACCAAGGCGGCGGCGCCCACCUGUGCCCCGUGUGGACUCAACUUCCCGGCCAGGUGCGCCCUCAAGCAGCACUGGGCGACGGCUCACCGAGGCGAGAGGCAGUUCAGGUGCCGGCUGUGUCCCACAGUGUUCCUCAAUGCCACCGAGCUGCGGAGCCACCAGGCAGAAGGCCACAGGGCGUCCUUGUCCUUGUCCUCGGGCGGGAAGAGGCCGCACACCUGCGUUACCUGCGGGAAGACCUUCACGGCGCGCCGCAGCCUGAACGUACAUGCGUUGACUGUACACGAGGGCCAGAGGGCGUUCGGCUGCGAGGUGUGCGGCAAGCGCUUCAGCCAGAAGAGCGGCCUGAAGAGCCACCAGCGGGUACACACAGGGGAGAGACCCUACUCCUGCGACAGGUGCAGCAAGAGCUUCAGCAUGAAGAGUGCUCUCAGGGUGCACCAGCGUGUACACACCGGCGAGAAGGCUUACAGCUGUGAGGUGUGUGGGAAGUGUUUCAGCCUGGGGCCCAACCUGCUGCGCCACCAGCAAACGCACACAGGGGAGAAGGCGCACCGCUGCCACCUGUGCCAGAAGAGCUUCACGCAGGCCACACACCUGAAGGCACACCUGAGGACUCACACAGGUGAGGCUGGCUUCAUCUGUGAUACCUGUGGGAAGAGCUAUAGCCAGCUGCACGCGCUCAGGGUUCACCUGCGCAUCCACAGUGGAGAGAGGCCCUACGCCUGCACCGCCUGCCCCAAGACCUUCCGUUCGGCAGACUACCUCAAACGACACCAGCGUACCCACGUGUCGGAGCGCCCCCACCCCUGCCCCGAGUGCGGUAAGCAGUUCCACACGGCGGCCGCCCUGAGAGCCCACGGCCAGGUGCACCGCGCCACCAAGCCCUUCACCUGCGAGCUGUGCGGCCAGGGCUACAGCUCCCGCAGCUACUUCAACCUGCACCGGCAGGCCCACAGCCAGGGCAAGCCCUACACCUGCCCCCAGCCACACUGCGGACGCACCUUCACCAAGCAGAGCAGCCUGGACCUGCACCGACUGGUGCACACCGGAGAACGACCACACACCUGUCAAGUGUGUGCUCGGAGCUUCAGCUUGGCCCAGAACCUGCAGCGCCACAUGCGCGUCCACACAGGUGAGAAGCCCUUCGCGUGCGCCACUUGCGGCAAGAGCUUCAGCCAGGCCAACAACCUCAAGGCCCACAUGCAGACUCACACCGGCGAGAAGCAGUUCAGCUGCCAACGCUGCAACAAGGCCUUCUGCUCGCAGAGAAGCCUCAACCAACACAAGUGCACUGGGGAAGACACCAAGGGAGACUUGGCUUAUCUCAGUUAGGCCUCCAGUCUCAACGAGUAGCAGUGUAAGAUGAGAUCAGUAUAUCUUAAAAAUCCAUGUUGGAUGAACGUAUUUAUAAAUGUUAGCCACCUAACAAAGUUUUAUUUAUUGAUUUUAAAAAUGAAUCUCUAAACCCCUACUGUUACUGUGGUAGUGUCUAAUUGGGCCAAUAAAUAAAGGUCU
Messenger RNA from Engraulis encrasicolus (European anchovy), 2731 nucleotides. RefSeq names its product oocyte zinc finger protein XlCOF6-like. The transcript has 10 exons. The record is from RefSeq and is a predicted model, not a curated record. Gene Ontology annotation, molecular function: DNA-binding transcription factor activity, RNA polymerase II-specific; RNA polymerase II cis-regulatory region sequence-specific DNA binding. The coding region runs from base 368 to 2548 and encodes 726 amino acids. NCBI's taxonomy places the organism in Eukaryota, Metazoa, Chordata, Actinopteri, Clupeiformes, Engraulidae. Gene Ontology annotation, biological process: regulation of DNA-templated transcription.